This is a messenger RNA of Micropterus salmoides (largemouth bass), 3509 nucleotides long. It is a transcript of the gene pik3ap1, whose product is annotated as phosphoinositide-3-kinase adaptor protein 1. Lineage: Eukaryota; Metazoa; Chordata; Actinopteri; Centrarchiformes; Centrarchidae. The record is from RefSeq and is a predicted model, not a curated record. Gene Ontology annotation, molecular function: phosphatidylinositol 3-kinase regulatory subunit binding; signaling receptor binding. The transcript is spliced from 17 exons. Gene Ontology annotation, cellular component: cytosol. The coding region runs from base 187 to 2814 and encodes 875 amino acids.
UUUCAGGAAGUGGGGCAGAGUCACCAAAAUCAGGAAACUAAGUGUUGCUAUUAAUACAACUGAGCAAAGAGCUAUUGCUGGUGAAAGCCAAUACGAUAUCAGUUGAAGAGAAAAGGAGCAACUAAAAGGACACAUUUGAGAUGCUCCUUGUGGAGUGAUUUUGUGCACUUUUGAGGCUUCACAACCAUGGAAGAACACAUGUCAAGUAUUGAAUCAGCAAACCCAGAAUCGCUCUCAAAAAAUGAGCUGUUAAUUCUGCACACAGCUGAUGCACAGGAAUGGGCGAUGUAUUUAGAGCACAUCUUGAAAGCCUCUCCUACAUUCCGCCAGUGGUCUAUUGUGCUGUAUGCCGUCAGCCCAGCGGAUCAGCUCCAUGGAUAUAACUUUGACUAUUACCAAAACUGCCAGUGCAUAGUGCUUCUCCUCUCGGGAUCAUUGCUGGACAUGCUCUAUGAGCCUGAACCGCAGAGAGAACUUCAGAGACUUCUUUACCCUCCGCACAGAGUGGUGGCGCUGCUGUGCGGCGUGACAGAGGAUGACAUGCUGAUGGAGAUCUUUGAAGAUUGGCAGAGCUGGAGAAAAAUCUAUGCUGACGAUGAACCUGCUGUCUACGUUUCUACCAUUUUGGAGUCCAUUGAUGACAGCAGGCGAGUGUGGGUUGAACAUGAGAGCGAGGCUGCAACUGAAGCUGAAGUUGAAGCUGAAGCUGAAGCUGUAGCUGCAGCAGAGUUGCACAUCACAGCAGCCUAUUCAACCGAAAAUCCCACCACUGAUGAAACAGAGGAAGUGGUGUCAGAAGAGCAAAAAGAAACUGUCCUGAAGGAUAAAGAACCAGUGAGUACGGGGAUUUCAUCAAGCGAGGAAAUCAGUACACCCACGCAUCUCACCUGUCUCACAGUUCAGCCAAACAGAGUACUCUGCGGGGAAUUGGAGACACUUUUUAUCAUUUUCAAGCACAAAAUAGAUGAUCAGUCGGUACAAGAGGUGGAGUUUUUGUCUGAAAAUGGUUCUACAAAAAGGAUCCCCGGCACUGUGGAGAAUGAAUAUACUAUAAGUGUUACUGCACCGGAUAUGCCCGCUGGAGUGGUAUCGCUCACCAUGUACACUGACCAAUCCUGUGUCAGCUUAAAGCCUGUUACAUAUUAUACCAAUAUGGGAGAAGUCAGUCGGUUUGUUGAAAAUGCUACUGAUCCUGUUAACUUCAUCUGCCAGGCCUUCAACUUGACAUCCAAUGCAACAGAAUCACUGGACAACAUGCUAACUGACUCGUUAAAAUCCAGGAUGCCCGAAACUGGUCUUCAGCUGUUUGGAAUCAGACAGAUUGAAGAAGACAAUAUGGCAGCAUAUCAGCGUAAUGAGGAGCUUCCCACGCUGCUUCAUUUUGCUGCUAAGUACGGCCUGAGGAAGCUGACCACCAUUCUCCUUCAGUGUCCUGGGGCUCUGCAGGCUUACAGCGUGAUGAACAAGUAUGGAGACUAUCCAAACACGUUGGCAGAGAAGAGCGGCUUCUCAGAUCUCAGACAGUUCAUGGAUGAAUUUGUCGAGACAGCAGACAUGCUCAAGUCUCACUUUGAGGACUCCAUCAACACAGAGGAGAGUGCAGAUGUGUAUGAGUUGAUGUCAACUUCGUCUCAAGACAUCAUGAUGAAGUACUCAGGUUGCCCAGAGGACAUAUAUGAGUCAAUGCUGGGGAUUGACCCUGACUGUGCAGAGGACCUAUAUGAGGUAAUGAGUGCGGUAGACGAGAACCCUGAGGAAGCUAUGCUUAGGAAGUUCUUCCAAGCAAAACCUAAUGCCAGUGUAAACCAUGACAACAACCAGCAUCGGAAAACAACUGAAGACAACCAUAAUGACUUAGAUCAAAUUGAAGAAGAGGAGGAUCCAUACAACCUCUGCCCAGAGGAUAUCUAUGAUAUUGUGGAUGAAAAUAGUACCUAUAACCCAGCAAUUCUGAACCGUCCACCAGCCCCCAUCCCAAGGCCGGAAUCUGAGCCUGAGCCUGAAAAGCCUAUGACCUACAUCUCUAGAGUGUUUUCAGAUAAAGAUAUGUCCCAGACUAGAACGUUGGAAAUGGGAUAUCCUCCAGGUCAGCCUGCGGCGGAGCCCUUCUCUCCUGUUUAUGAUCCUUAUGCUGGGAUGAAGACACCUGGACAGAGACAGCUCAUAUCUCUGCAGGAGAGGGUGAAAGUCGGGGAAAUUACUGUGGAUGAGGCCGUCCAAGAGUUCAAAUCCUGGCAGCUUGACCAUGAGCGGAGGGCCAACUCCAUACGCUAUCAGCAGGAAAAUCUGAAGAAAUUACGAGACAGCAUCACCAGACGUCACAAAGACAGACAGAAGACAGGAAAGGAGCUUGAUUAUGAGAUAAGUGCUCCGCUGCAGAGGAAUUUAUACUGGGGCUCUAGUGUGACAUUAGAGUGUUCUGUGUACGAAUCAACACCCAGAGUGGUGGCUCCCCCUCCAGCUCCAGCGGCUCAUGCUAUCCAGAGAGGAACCUGGAAGACUGGUAGCACGUCCAGCACAUCUAGUACUGAGAGCAACAGACUCAGCACUCACAGCACCUUUAGCUACAGCAGCGGAACAGAGCCUGACUUUGAGGACACAAUAGAAAAUGUCCCUCCUCCACCACGACCUCCGAGGCCAUCUGAUGCUGCAUCCCUCACUGCUCCACCGAGGAUUCCUCCACGGAUCCCAGAAAGUAGGGUGCCAGAGAAGAUGCAUGAGCGCUACAUAUCCUGCCCGACUCGAGCACCUCCUCAAAGACCCACUCACAGACACACAAACUCAGCACCUCCCAUACCUCGCCGCCUGCGGUGAUAAAGACAUGUCUGUUUUUGCUGGAUUUAGUCUUUAAAGUAAUGGGUUAUUUUUAUGUAAGAGGGAGGGUGGAGUUGGAAAGACAUUGUGAUUAACAAGACUAAUCCACACAGAGAGACAGUUUUUUAUUUUAUUUUUUGCUUUUAUUCAUCUUAUGUAUCAGUAUCCCUAACAUUAUAAUUAAAUUCCCAUAAUAUUUCAUUGUAUGUGUGUGUGGGUGUGUGUGUUUGUGUGGGUGAGUCUGUGAUAUUCAGUUUGAUAUGUUGUGGUAUGUUUUUACUGUACAGUCCCAUGUGAUAUAUACUAACCUUUACGAAUUAUAGGUUUCGAGUAUGUUAGUUCGUUUUGUUAAGGGGAAAUCAUUCGUUUCAUUUAAAACCUUAAUUAUGAUAUUUAAACAUUCUGAACUGAGUCAGUGACAUUAAUUUCACUUUGUCAGAGAAUAAUACUUUAUCUUAUAUUACUUAUUAAUUGUAAGUUGUUGUGACAUUAUACUCUACUUAUUUUACCUCAAAUUAUGCCAGCAGUACACUUUUUAAAGGCCUUAGAGUUUGGUUGUAAUAUUUUUAUAAUAUAUGAUAAAAUAACCUUUAGGAAGUGCCUUUAGAAAGUCAGUUUUGUUGUACAGCAGACUUCAUGUAACUUCUGAAUUUCAUAAUGAAAUAUAAAAAAUAAAAUAAAAAUCCUUUUAAACA